AUGCUGUUCAACUUGGCUAUUGAACCAUUUCUGCUAUCUGUGACCAAAAGUACAACUAUCUCGGGGUAUAGUCUCCAACACGUCAAGCCUAUAAGCAAGAGAACAAAUAGUUGGGUGGCUCCUCCUCCAUUGAAAGUACUCGCAUAUGCGGAUGAUGUCCUGACAUUCGUCAAGUCUCGGGUUGAACUUCUUGAUCUGGAAGAAAGAUUGAGAACUUACAACAAGGCCUCGAACUCCAAGAUCAUGCAACAAACAAUCUCAAAAUCAAAUGGUAUGAUUCUGCGUCUACAGGAUUUAUAA
This is a messenger RNA of Mucor velutinosus, 300 nucleotides long. Its product is annotated as tyrosine-protein phosphatase siw14. The transcript has a single exon. Lineage: Eukaryota; Fungi; Mucoromycota; Mucoromycetes; Mucorales; Mucoraceae. The coding region runs from base 1 to 300 and encodes 99 amino acids. The record is from RefSeq and is a predicted model, not a curated record.